AAUUAUCUAUCGCGUGAUCUGCGACAGCCAAGAGGGAUUAGAGAGCCGCUCACUUAUGUUUGGUGAUACCAACGUCCAUCGACGUGCCAACGGAGGCAGGACCGUGCUUACCUUGAUCCGAGGUAGAACAUAAGGCUUACCGCUUGAUUUGUGUCGUUGUCAUUCUUUUGAGUGUCAGGCCAGAAUACAUGCGCUGGACGUAAGCGCCACAGACCUCAUUCGCUCUCAAUCGUCUCUCUGAACGAGGAAGCUAUACCCAGGGCCAUCUCGCCACAAUGACCACAGUCACCGGUCUCCUACUAGCUCUGUCCUGGACGGGAAGCUGUGUGUCCCAACAUCAACAUGGCCACUCGCACCUAGAGCCCAGGGCAGCGGCGACUGACUGUUCUCUGUAUCAGGUUUCCGGUCAAAGCGCCACCCCCUUUGAGAACUAUCGGUUCCUGGACUUUCGCAGCCUUUCCAACUACACCGCUUCCGAGCCAGCCGAGAUCACAACUCAGCAAGACUCUGGUGAAGAGGCGGUGACAUCACCGUAUUUCAAUUCAAGCACGUUCGAGGACGUGUUCCAGAUCCUUAGUGGCGUCAGAAAUCCAGAUUCAAACCCGCCGAUGAUAUACUCGGCCCAGAAUGCGUACAUUUCUGCCGCGGAAUCAGCAGAUGGCAGCGACACAUAUCUGACUGUCCGCACGUCACGAAACAAGGACUUCCAGAGCGUUGCUCAGAUGAGAAGCGUCGAAAGUGUCUUGCACGCAAGCAUGCGGAUCUGUAUGAAAGUGCUGGAAGAUAGCAACGACACUGUCGCCGCUGGUGCAGUGGUGGGCUUCUUCACCUACAAAUCCGAUACACAGGAGACAGACAUUGAAAUCUUGACCAAACGCUCUCAUCAUCAGUUCCAAGUCACCAAUCAGCCUUCGACCACAGAGCCUGCCGGGACCUCCAAUGUGUCUUUGGCCACGGGCAAGAACUGGACAGAUUGGGCUGAAUAUCGGGUGGACUGGUUGCAGGGCCAAACCAUCUGGUACAUUGAUGAUGUCUUGGGGUAUCAGACGACAAACAGCGUUCCGACUGAAGCCAGUGCUCUGAUGCUCAACCUCUGGAGUAACGGAGGGUCAUUUUCGGGGAACAUGAGUGUAGGUGCUCAAGUCCGAAUAGCAGUCCAGUACAUCGAGAUGGUAUAUAACACCACGGACGAUGCAACAAGUGGCGGAACAGCUACUCGGUGCAAUGUAGAUGGAGUCGAAACGAAAGGAGAGCCACAGGUCGUUCAGACCUCAGCGGCUGUUGUGACCACCUGUAUCGCGUCCUCCACUUUCUUCUUCGGGCUCGUCGUCCCCUUGCUGUAUGUGUUAAUAGACUUAUAGCGAGGAAAUGCAUGUCAACCAGUAGAGACCAUGUCUGUUGGCACCUUGCGGCGUCCUACGUCAAAGCCAGGGUACCGAGCCUGAUGCUCAUGCCAACUUGGAGUCAGUCGCUCUUACCAUAACAAUAGCGGCUGCGCGAUAUACCGCGUGUCUCGCUUCCGACUUCGAAUAGACAGCUUUCGGAGGUCGCUCUUCACAUGUCCCGCCCUCAUGAGCAGAUGGCAACGUCCUUGGU
Molecule: messenger RNA, 1596 nt
Organism: Exophiala viscosa
Lineage: Eukaryota; Fungi; Ascomycota; Eurotiomycetes; Chaetothyriales; Herpotrichiellaceae
Product: concanavalin A-like lectin/glucanase domain-containing protein
Exons: 1
Coding region: 276-1361 (361 amino acids)
Biological process (GO): carbohydrate metabolic process
Molecular function (GO): hydrolase activity, hydrolyzing O-glycosyl compounds
Source: RefSeq, a predicted model, not a curated record